Sphaeramia orbicularis (orbiculate cardinalfish) is the source of this 2068-nucleotide messenger RNA. RefSeq names its product tyrosylprotein sulfotransferase 1 (gene tpst1). Gene Ontology annotation, molecular function: protein-tyrosine sulfotransferase activity. Gene Ontology annotation, biological process: peptidyl-tyrosine sulfation. Gene Ontology annotation, cellular component: Golgi apparatus. Bases 390 to 1532 code for a protein of 380 amino acids. The record is from RefSeq and is a predicted model, not a curated record. The transcript is spliced from 6 exons. Lineage: Eukaryota; Metazoa; Chordata; Actinopteri; Kurtiformes; Apogonidae.
CAGACCAGUUGUAGCAGUGGAGUUGGUAUCAUCUCCAGUCUACCAGCAACAAGCCUGACCGCCGUGCCACCAACACGGUGCGCAGACACAGAAAAUGCCCCCGAAGUAAGUGUGGAGGACGGCACGGACUGUCCGGACAUCACCGUUGGAUUCCCUGGAGGUGCUCACACCGACAGACACCAGUCCCCGGUUCCGUAUCCGCAGCAUUAGGCCUCAUGGAGCUGGGGACUCAACGACUGCUGUGCACCAGGGAGCUUGAUCCAUGCCUGGUUCCCAGCAAACGACCAUAAAGGGCGGGAACCUUAAUUACCCUUCAGAUCCUUUUUCCCAUCCCUCCCCCUAAAUUUCCCCUGUGGUGAUACUGUCCUGUACCGACUGUGGCCCUCAACAUGAUUGGCAAGCUAAAACAGAACUUGCUGGUGGCCUGUCUGGUCGUCAGCUCGGUCACGGUCUUCUACCUGGGCCGCCACGCCAUGGAGUGCCACCAUCGCAUCGAGGAGCGCAGCCAGCCGGGUGGGAUCCUGCCUCUGUCGGCUAUUGGUGGCAGCAUGCGGACCACUUUACGGACAGGGCAGAAUCUCAGCACGCCUUUUGUUUACAGCAAAGACAUGCCACUCAUCUUCAUCGGUGGCGUGCCCCGCAGUGGGACCACACUAAUGCGAGCAAUGCUGGACGCCCACCCUGAGGUGCGUUGUGGUGAAGAAACCCGUGUCAUACCUCGUAUACUAGCUAUGAAGCAGAUGUGGAGCCGCUCUGGCCGAGAGAAGAUGCGCUUGGACGAGGCUGGUGUGACAGAUGAGGUGCUGGACGCCGCCAUGCAGGCCUUCCUGCUGGAAAUCAUUGUCAAACAUGGCGAGCCAGCCAAUUUCCUUUGUAACAAGGACCCUUUUGCGCUGAAGUCGCUUUCCUACCUGGCCAAGAUCUUCCCCCGUGCCAAGUUUGUGCUUAUGAUUCGUGACGGUCGGGCGUCCGUUCACUCAAUGAUCUCUCGGAAGGUGACCAUCGCUGGGUUUGACUUAGGCAGCUACCGGGACUGCCUGACCAAGUGGAAUCGGGCCAUAGAGACUAUGUACACUCAGUGCCUGGAGGUGGCUGACAAAUGUCUGCCUGUGCACUAUGAACAGUUGGUCCUCCAUCCUGAGAAAUGGAUGAGGACACUGCUGAAAUUCCUUGACAUUCCUUGGAAUGAUGCUGUCCUCCAUCAUGAGGAGCUCAUUGGAAAAGCUGGAGGAGUGUCUCUUUCCAAGGUGGAGCGGUCCACAGACCAGGUCAUUAAACCCGUGAAUGUGGAGGCCUUGUCCAAGUGGGUGGGGAAGAUCCCAGCUGACGUGGUGAGGGACAUGGCCGUCAUUGCCCCCAUGCUGUCCAGGCUGGGCUAUGACCCCCACGCCAACCCUCCAAACUAUGGCCGGCCUGACCCCAAGGUCCUGGACAACACCAGGAGGGUCUUUAAAGGUGAAUUUCAGCUACCAGAUUUCCUUAAAGAACAGUCACAGAUCCAAAAGUCUGCAGAGAGACCCAACCCCAGUUAGGAGAAGGAGCACCAUCACCACAACACAAAGUACAGGACUCGACUCAGUACAGUGGAGCAGAAAAUCAUGUCCAUCAUCUCACCCAUUUCACUGUUUGUCUGUGUUGGGCGUCGGCACAUGUAAAGGUCAUGUGUCCACGGUUGGACUCGACAGCGUCAGCGCCCUCUCCUCAUCUACAGAGAACUCUUGGCCUUCAGUGGUGUACUGUACAAAUAAAAAAAAUAAAACAAAAGAAGAAUGGUUCUUACAACCACAGAAUGUCUGCUGAUUGUUACUUUUUGUGUCAUGUCAUAACUCAUUGAUUUUUAGAGAUUAUUUUCUGGCUGUUAGAGAAACCAUCUCGUGAUUCUGUUGUAAGAAACUAUAGUGAACUUAAAUCGCAACGCGUAUUUAUGAAUGGAGAAAUUAGCUUUUGGAAGAUGCAAUACCUAUUUUAAUGUUUAAUUUUUUUCAUGCCUUUGUAUUGUGCAAUGUCAUGGGUACUGAUCAGUUUUAAGUAUCAACCGUGAUAAACUGCUUUUUUAAAAAAAAAAACA